CCUGGGAUCAGAACAUCGGUUCCCAAUUUCUUCGAUCUAGUUAGCCAUAUGCACCGGUUGUCGAGUAGCAUUGGCCGAAAGUAGCGGACGUAGGCGAUCAAAAGGCAACUCGGAAACUCGUCAUAGCAAGCGGAUUUCUUCUGGGCUAGGCAGCUCCGUGGAAGAGGAAGAAGAGAAAUCCGUCUUCCUUUGAGGGCUAGGCGGCGAAGAACGACGAAGACGAUAGCUACGACGCCUUCUCACAUUCCGAAUAGCAAUAAAAAUCGCGGCCCAGCGCGACAACGCAUCGCCAGGAUAACGCCGGAACGGAAGUCGCCGAGUCUUGCGGGAAACAUUGCCCCGUCGUCGGUACGCGAGAUUCGCAAAUAAACGCCCCCGGGCUGCAAUAAACUUUCACCGGAUCGACCGGAACGGCAAGGACAGUAGUGCUUCUAUAAUCUCCCAGCUCCGCCAAGGACGUGGAGCAAUAGAACGGCCGUCUAGCAGCAGUAGUAGCAGUAGUAGCAGUAGCAGUAGGCAGUAGAUCUCAUCCUCAGCCAAAAUGCGUGAAUACAAAAUCGUCGUCCUCGGCAGCGGAGGUGUCGGCAAAUCGGCCCUGACAGUGCAGUUCGUUCAGGGUAUAUUCGUGGAAAAGUACGAUCCCACGAUAGAAGACAGUUACCGGAAACAGGUUGAGGUGGACGGUCAGCAAUGCAUGUUGGAAAUUUUGGACACAGCCGGCACGGAACAAUUCACCGCCAUGCGAGAUCUGUACAUGAAGAAUGGUCAGGGCUUUGUGCUAGUGUACUCCAUUACGGCGCAAUCGACCUUCAACGAUCUCCAGGACCUGCGGGAGCAAAUUUUGAGGGUGAAGGAUACGGACGAUGUUCCAAUGGUGCUGGUCGGCAACAAAUGCGAUCUCGAAGACGAGCGAGUCGUAGGAAAAGAUCUGGGCAGGAGUCUUGCCGCGCAGUUCAACUGUGCAUUCAUGGAAACGUCUGCCAAAGCCAAAAUUAAUGUUAACGACAUCUUCUACGACCUAGUGCAACAAAUCAACAAGAAAUCACCGGAACGAAAGCCCAAUAAAAAGAAGAAAUCUCUAUGUGUGCUUCUGUAAAAACACUACUUAGGAGCAAAGUGGACAAGUAAAACGCUCACAAACAUCUACAUACAAACACACACACACACGUAAGCACAUGCGCUCGCAUAAGAACAAUCCACAGGAAUCUGAAGUUUUCGAGCGAGUGAGAACGCAGAGAUUCAGAAAAGGAUUUAAAACGAUCAGGAUUUAAAAGUAGGCAGAAAAAAAGGUAAAAAGAUGAUAAUCAGCGUUAGAACGAAGGACGUGUGUGUGGGGCAGGAUAAGGGAUAAACAAGCAACAGCAACAAAAAAGGGUGGAAAUAAUUAGGAAUCUUAAGGACAAGAAUCGGACACUUAAACACAAGCACAGACACACACACACACACACAUACACACACACACACACUACACGCCACUCGUUCUCAUGACGGCAUGAUCGCAUCUCGAGAACACGUGCAUACACACAGAGAAACAUACACACCUACAUACAUACGUACACACCAUGCAUGCAUACACAAAGCAAACGAGACGGGCACGGAAAGGAGACGACUAGGUUUGACUAUAAAGAAGCGUUAAGGCUCAGCGUUGGUUAAGAAUUGCUAAAUUUAAUUGAUCAUAAACAGAGAGAACACAUCUCCAUUUACAACACAUCCAUCGACGGAGGAGGAACGCGAUGGAUGGUAAUAGAUCUAGACAUUUCAAACACAUCCUCAGACGCGCCAAUAUGUGGCAGGGGUUCAAGGGGAUCACGCUGCUAAUUGCAAAACCCGAACAAAUCAAUCCAGAUAAUGAUACCGCUGGUCAUGAUGUGGCACUGUCCUGCUGCUGCAAGCGUUAGGGGACGCUGUUCGAGGGGUUGGGAAAGCGGAUCGAAUAAAGUGAGGUAGAGAGAAGGCGACUGCGGCGCUUGUGCAUAUCGAGAGAUGGUCAUAGUGUAACUCCUCUCUUUCUUCACUCUGCUGCACGAAGGCCAAGUUUAGUACUACAUUAUUUGCUGCAAUAGACGACGAAACGAGCGAAGGAAUCAGAACCAUUAGUAUGGAGUAAAAGAAAAACAACUUUACCUAUAACACAUAGCUUGUACUUUAUUGUCGCCUUCAUCUUGGUUUGUAUUGAAAGAAGGGUUUUAUGUUGUACACUGUUACGAUGUGAUGCGAGCUGAGUAAACUUUCUCUGUCACCAGAGCUAGAGAACCAUGCUUAUUGAUGAGUGCCGUUCGUGCGAUUAAGAUUAUAGGUUUUAUCUGAAUUUUGUUCUAUGGGCAGAGACGAAGUGAAAAUAAAUCAAAGCGCGACUUUUGCGACGAAAACUGGCAAUGGAAUUGAACGGCGUGUGAUACUGUGUAGUAAGAAUUGUGAGAAUCUAAAGCUCUGGGGAGGAAUGCCGGUAUCGAAGCGGGUAGUGAACGGCCGAUGAUGUAGCACGUGAUCCCUUGCGGAUUGCGUCUUGCGUAUGUUUUUAGUCUCAACGUUCGACGCGUGCUAUCUUUCUUUGACUGAACAAAAUUGAUUUUGCGAGGAUAGUGCUGCGGUAUAGAAGCUGUUUGUCGGUAUAUUCAUCUUUCAAAACAAUCGGAAACCUUCUAAUCGUUCAUGAAACUAAAUUUGAAUAAUCGAAUAAGCAACAGUAAGAGAAACGUGUUCUAGUGCAAUAGCACGCAAAUCAGUGGAAUGGGCAAAGUUAUUGACAAGAACGUUGUAAAACAGAUGCACGUGUUACGUUUAAAACCAAACUCCUCAUUUAUUAUGCUUCUAGGUAACGAAUUGAUGCAAAAACAAAAAACACACUGACGAGAUGAUCGUGUAUGUAUGCUAGAAACAAAACGAAAUAGAAAGGCAGAAGGGAAGAGAGAAAGUGAAAGUGAACUGUCCUUCCUGAGCUUGAUCCCGGUUCGACAAGCCCUUAUCUGUUAGUGUAGCUCCACUCUUGCUAGUGGCAAAAGGUGCCAAAAAUUAGCAGGCAGAAUGAAAAUCAAUAAUAACACACUGCGAACUGGCGCUGAUAGCACUUAACUGCGCAUGAAGAAAUAUCAAGAACAAAGAAUUUACGAAAAUAGAUUCUAGCUCCUCCGAUCCGUAAGACGAUCCUUUGUUGCAUAGUUACCUUCCACUGAUUUUGCAUAGGUUGCUGGAAUAUUAUCCGCUCCUGCCGGGGAUGGCUCUCAGCAGAUCUUCCGGUACACACUCUCCCACCCUACACGUUGGUUGGACUUGUUGAUGUCGAUUGCAAGCACCGUUGUUCCGUAAGACGCACGCUGUUCGGAUGUAGUCAGUUUCUGUCUGCUCAGCAUUUUGAUAUGUAUAUGUGCAGGAGGAUAAGCUAAUAGAUGAAUUCUCGCUACCAACUUCAAUAAUGUAUUAUGUGGUAUUAGGAAACAAAAUUAAGUAAAUGCAAUUACUAUACACAUGCAAAGCAGUUACAUAGUUAAACAUACUUAGCGAAAUGACGAUAAUGUAACGUAACGUUGCUGCACAGUCGUUGUAGCGAGGAGCAAAGCAAAUGAACAGUUUUCCCUUUGGUGUGUGAUCGUCGGUCAACGUGUGGUCGUCUUGUUGUAGUUGUGUAUCACUAAGCAAAAUAGAAGAAAGGAUCCAAAACAACGUUACAUCCUCAGAGACAGCCCAGCUGGUGGGGCAUUGCUGUUCAUCGGGGUUGUUUCUUCAUUCGGCACGAUUGAUAGGUAUCGUUAGGUGUUUCUAAAUUUCCUAUAAAAGUCUACCAUCCCACGUACAACGAGCCAUUUUCGGUGAUCUUGGAAUGAUCUAGCUAUUUUCUUGAUCGUGACUAGAAGCUGUAGUUCCCAUACCAACGAAACACAUGCUAUCGAACUGCAUUUAUCAUGAGCCGUGUGUCCAUGAAUCAAAUACUGGAAAAUGAUCGUGCGACCCGUUCCGUAAUCGGUUAUAUUCAUCAAGCGCAUGAAUAUCUGUCACCAUUUCGAACAAGUAUAGAAUCAGUAGGAAAAGGACAAAAUUAGGACCAUUGGGAACAUUAAGAGAAUCAGUGUGAAGCAAGACGUCUAAUAUAUUUUUUCUUAAUAUUAUAGCUUCCUCGUAAGGGCUUUCUACGCUGCCAUGUGUGAUGAAUGCGAUCGCAGUCAGUUGUUAAUGCAAUCUCAUAAACAUCAAAGUGUGUUAUGGGGAAGCGUAAAAUCAAACGAUAACGAAAACUAGUGAAGAAAUAAGUUACUGGUUGCAUGCGGAAUUACGGCAUACUAUUCACUUUCUCUCCAUCUCUGCCUUCUCCAGUCACCUGUACGAUGGAAAGUAUUACUACAUAUUCGAAGUAAAGUAUCGAAAUGGUCAAAAUAAAAGCUCAUAGAAACCCCGCAAUAUGUGAAAAUCAACGUCAUCGUUGAUUUCAUAACUAUUACUUUAGCGUUCACUUGUAAAAACCAGCUCACAAAUUGUGAGCAACAGCGAAAAAUAAGCGCUAAGUCGGAAGUAACGUAAAAGGUAAACUGAUCGAUCAUAAUUGUGUAACCAACUGCAAACAAAACAAUCUAUUUUCUAAUGAAUAAAAAAGUAUAUAUACACAUAAAUAUA
Anopheles nili is the source of this 4605-nucleotide messenger RNA. It is a transcript of the gene Rap1, whose product is annotated as ras-related protein Rap1. Gene Ontology annotation, cellular component: plasma membrane. Gene Ontology annotation, biological process: Rap protein signal transduction; cellular response to cAMP; negative regulation of synaptic vesicle exocytosis. Lineage: Eukaryota; Metazoa; Arthropoda; Insecta; Diptera; Culicidae. The coding region runs from base 542 to 1096 and encodes 184 amino acids. The transcript has 6 exons. The record is from RefSeq and is a predicted model, not a curated record. Gene Ontology annotation, molecular function: GTP binding; GDP binding; GTPase activity.